This is a messenger RNA of Ochotona curzoniae (black-lipped pika), 3609 nucleotides long. RefSeq names its product baculoviral IAP repeat containing 2 (gene BIRC2). Lineage: Eukaryota; Metazoa; Chordata; Mammalia; Lagomorpha; Ochotonidae. The record is from RefSeq and is a predicted model, not a curated record. The transcript has 8 exons. Gene Ontology annotation, biological process: regulation of apoptotic process. The coding region runs from base 1310 to 3100 and encodes 596 amino acids.
GGAAGCCUUGCAGUCCAGAGCGGUUAUUACUGGUGCUACUACUAUUUAUUGUUUUUAAAAUCUGUUUCCAAGCCCGCUGUGGCCGCCGCCUACCUUUCUGCCCUUUGGAGUUUGACCAAGAUAUUUGCACCCGAGUCUUUUUGCGCGAUUGUAAUCUGAACCUUCUUCCGUGUCCCUUGAAUCUGUGGGAACGCGAGAGCGCACGUUUCACGGAGUUUUGUGUAUUGUGGCUGUGCAUUGUGAGAAAUACCUAUGAGAAAUUAAUAGCUCAGCACCACGGUUUUUCUGUGCCUUCCGUUUUAUCGCCUACCAACCUGCGCUUUGCGUUAAGAGAUAAAAAGCGUCCCUGUGUGCAUCCCCGAGUUUCACGGGCUAUUGCUAAAUUACGGUUUUCGAGUUGCUUUGUGCUUUGCAAUAACGGGGCAACUGAUGGAGUAAGAAUUUGUGUUAAUGAGCUCCUCCUGAUGGUAUUUAACUCCCAACUAGCCAGUUUUCCUGGCCCUGGUAACACCUGAAAAAAAAUUAAGAAUCCCGUUGGCGCACCUUAUCUGCAGGCACAGCUGAAUGAAGUCUGCAGCUCGUCUCCUUUUGCCUCUGCAAAUGUGUGCGAAGUACUUAUCCUUCGAUGAGAAAAGGGGAGGGGACAGACUGUUCCCUGUGUGGAAUUGUGCAUGGGCUUUGAUGUUGUACGUUUUAGUGACAUAGAUAUAGUUGGUGUUGUGGUGGCCAUGGAGUUGUAUUGCAUGCAUUUAAAUUAAGAGCAUUUCCAUUUAGAAAGUUUUGCUGACACAUUGCUGGAGUUAAGUCUGUUGUCUAAAGUGUGUAAAUUGCAUUAUCUGUAAGAUUCAUUUACCAUGCAAGCGGUUUUUAAAAAUACAUUUUUUUUUUUCUUUUCAGAUUUAGGACCCUGAAGAGUCCCUGAUUUUUCCCCUCUCUUGCAGUAGUAAAUCCCAUUAUGGAGACCCUGACACUUCAUAACGGGAUAUAAUUUGAAUUCCAUGGGAGUGUAGUUUUGUGUAGGAAUUACAUGUGGAAAGUAGUGAGUUUUCAAAAAGAGUGUGAGGAGUUCGCUGCUGGUCCAUUAUGGGUGAGCCGGAGUUCUGUUGGUAAUGCAUUGCUUUGUUAGGCCUUGGUUAUAAAACUGGAAAGGACUAGCUAUGCGUUUGACAUUCUCUACUGAACGCCUAGUGUGAAGAGAUGAGAAAUUUCAUGUGAAGGUGUUAGCUAUCAAGAAAUACUGCCACUACUCAUGCGCAGAGCUACCUCUCUAAGAGUUGCCCCAGAGACUUUGUCUUGAAGAAUUCAUAGUAUGAUGGAAGAGAGCACCAUCUUGUCAAAUUGGACAAAUGACAACAAGCAAAAAAUGAAGUAUGACUACUCUUGUGAACUCUACAGGAUGUCUACGUACUCGGCUUUCCCCGCCGGGGUCCCCGUCUCCGAGCGGAGUCUUGCCCGUGCUGGUUUCUAUUACACUGGCGUGAAUGACAAGGUCAAGUGCUUCUGUUGUGGCCUGAUGCUGGAUAACUGGAAACAAGGAGACAAGCCCAUUGAGAAGCAUAAGCAGCUCUACCCUAGCUGCAGCUUUGUUCAGAAGCUGGUUGUAACUAGUCUGGAGCCCGCCAGUAAGACCACUUCUCCAGUGAAAAGUAGUUUUGCGCAUUCAUCAUCUCUCCCUUUGGAAGCAGGUGGCUCAUUCGGUGGUCCCAGCUUUUCAACAAACCCUCUUAACUCUAGAGCAGUUGAAGACCUUUCUCCACUGCGGACUAGCCCUUAUCAUUAUUCCAUGAGUAGUGAAGAAGCAAGGUUUCUUACUUAUCACAUGUGGCCCUUAAGCUUUUUGUCACCAUCGGAAUUGGCAAGAGCUGGCUUCUAUUAUGUAGGACCUGGGGAUAGGGUAGCCUGCUUUGCUUGUGGUGGGCAGCUAAGCAACUGGGAACCCAAGGACGACGCUAUGGCAGAACACCGGAGGCAUUUCCCCAAAUGUCCGUUUUUGGAGAAUUCUCUGGAAGCACUGAGGUUCAGUAUUUCAAAUCUGAGUAUGCAGACGCAUGCCUCUCGAAUGCGGACAUUUAUGUACUGGCCAGCCAGUGCUCCAGUGCGUCCAGAGCAGCUUGCAAGUGCUGGUUUUUAUUAUGUAGGUCGCAAUGAUGAUGUCAAAUGCUUCUGUUGCGAUGGUGGCCUGAGGUGUUGGGAAUCUGGAGAUGAUCCCUGGGUGGAGCAUGCCAAGUGGUUUCCAAGGUGUGAGUUCUUGAUACGCAUGAAAGGGCAGGAGUUUGUUGAUGAGAUUCAAGCUAGAUUUCCUCAUCUCCUUGAACAGCUACUGUCAACUUCAGACCCUCCUGGAGAAAACAGUACUGACCCACCAAUUGUUCAUUUUGGACCUGGAGAAAGUUCUUCAGAAGAUACGGUCAUGAUGAAUACACCUGUGGUUAAAGCUGCCUUAGAAAUGGGCUUUAGUAGAAGCCUUGUGAAACAGACAGUCCAGAGUAAAAUUCUAACAACUGGAGAGAACUACAAAACAGUUAAUGAUAUUGUAUCAGCACUUCUUGAUGCUGAAGAUGAAAAAAGAGAAGAGGAGAAGGAAAGACAAGCUGAAGAAAUGGCAUCAGAUGACUUGUCAUUAAUUCGGAAGAAUAGAAUGGCUCUAUUUCAGCAGUUGACGUGUGUACUUCCUAUCCUGAAUCAUCUUUUAAAGGCUGGUGUAAUUAACAAACAGGAACAUGAUAUUAUUAAACAAAAAACACAGAUACCUUUACAAGCAAGAGAGCUGAUUGAUACUGUUUUAGUUAAAGGAAAUGCAGCAGCCAACAUCUUCAAAAACUGUCUAAAAGAAACUGAUUCUACGUUAUAUGAAAACUUAUUUGUGGAAAAGAACAUGAAGUAUGUUCCAACAGAAGAUGUUUCAGGUCUGUCACUGGAAGAACAGUUGAGGAGGUUGCAAGAAGAACGGACUUGUAAAGUGUGUAUGGACAAAGAAGUUUCUAUUGUAUUCAUUCCUUGUGGUCAUCUGGUAGUAUGCCAGGAAUGUGCCCCUUCUUUAAGGAAAUGCCCUAUUUGCCGGGGUAUAAUCAAGGGUACAGUGCGCACAUUUCUCUCAUAAAAGAAAACUAGGCGGUAUGUUACAUAUAUAAAAAAAAGUCUUUAAAAUAUUGGACAUUUGGACCUACCUGAAGUAAAUAGUAUGAUUGUUUUCUUCAGUUAGUAAUGUUCGUGUUCUGCUCUGUUUUAGUAUUAAUACUUUUGUUUCCAAAAAAGAUAGUAGUAUGUAUUUAAUUUUAGAAUCUCUUCUUUGCAAAGCAAGAUUUCUGUUUGAUGAUUACUCCUCUGUGUGGACCAGGGAGGAAUGAAAGGAAUUGUGUCUGCUUCUUAUGAAUCAUUUCAGGAGUGACUGGAUUUGGUAUUCCUUCUAAAAGCUUUGAGUAGUGCUACAGGAGUGUGGUUUAAAAGAACUGGAAACUGGGAACUUGAGCUCAUCAGAAUGAUGGUGCCAAAUUCUAUUUGGUGCUUUUUACUUGUGUUGUAAAUUAAGGAUUUUUUCCUUUUGGUGUUAAUAAGUUUAUCCCUAGUUUGUGAGAAAUAUUUUAAUAAAGUGUUUUGAAAGGUUUGCAU